CUUGUCAAACCUCACUGUGGUCAAGCUAACGUUCACAGCUCCAGGUCGCUGUCAGGAGUAGUAACGACAGAAAUACAACAGCAUGGACGGUGUCAGUCACCUGAAGUCAUUGCUGGGCCAAUGCAUCUGAGACCUGUCUGAAACACAGUGCCUUCAACACCAGGAGACAAUUUAACGAAGACUCAAAGUUCAUUUUAAUGUCUCCACAACGAGUGUAGUAAUAAUAACGUUAGAGUAGCGGCAAGCUAACAGCUAGCUAACGUUACUUAACCUGGUAUUUAGCUAACUUAGAAACAGCCGCGGAAGAACCUGCGAACGACUUGAAAUAACGCGCCGAGUGAAGGAUUUAAAAGCACUAGAAAUCUUCGCACCGGUCUCACAUUUGCAAGCUCUCAGGGCCUGGUGUUGCAGCCCCUCCAGUGGUUGACUUCAUGAGUGUGCCCAGCGACAGCCGUGCCUAGUCCUCGGGGAUGGGGAAUGGAGUCCAGGAACAACGGGCAUCACUCACACAGGGAGAAGUGCUGCCGCUGGCCUCCUCCACUCAGUCAGAAGGCCUGAAGCACACCCGGUCUGUCCUCAACUCGCUCUUCUCGGGGGCUUUAGCAGGAGCUGUGGCCAAGACAGCUGUCGCCCCACUGGACAGGACUAAAAUCAUCUUCCAAGUGUCUUCAGCACGAUUCUCUGCUAAGGAGGCCUACCGGUUGAUCUACCGCACCUACCUGAAAGAUGGCUUCUUCAGCCUGUGGAGGGGGAACUCUGCCACCAUGGUACGAGUCAUCCCAUACGCUGCCAUCCAGUUCUGUGCACACGAGCAGUACAAGAGGCUGCUGGGAGGCUACUAUGGCUUUCAGGGGAAAGCCCUGCCUCCGUUCCCAAGAUUACUGGCUGGAUCUAUGGCUGGUACCACAGCAGCCAUGCUAACCUAUCCUCUAGACAUGGUACGAGCUCGGAUGGCCGUAACACCAAAGGAAAUGUACAGUAACAUUCUGCAUGUGUUUGUGCGGAUCUCUCGAGAGGAGGGUCUGAAGACACUGUAUCGAGGUUUUACUCCCACCAUGCUGGGUGUUAUUCCCUACGCUGGUCUCAGCUUCUUUACCUAUGAAACACUGAAGAAGUUACACGCCGAGCGCAGCGGGCGCCCACAGCCCUACUCGUAUGAACGUCUGGCAUUCGGGGCCUGCGCUGGUCUCAUCGGCCAGUCGGCGUCAUAUCCUCUGGAUGUGGUGCGACGGCGCAUGCAGACAGCGGGAGUCACAGGUCACACGUACGGCACCAUCCUGGGCACCAUGAAGGAGAUCAUGUCGGAGGAGGGGGUCAUCCGUGGACUCUACAAAGGUCUCAGUAUGAACUGGGUCAAAGGGCCCAUUGCGGUGGGGAUCAGCUUCACCACCUUUGACCUUACUCAGAUUCUCCUUAGGAAGCUGCAUCAGAUGGGCUAUUCAGCUCGAUAGUAGAGAGUGGAAAACACAAGUGGGAUAGCACAAGAUUCCCAUAAGCCCUCUGAAGAGAAACAAAGAGGGGGAGGUAAGAGAGUGAAGAGUGUGUAUCGCUGGACAGACGCAAACACACACUGGCUCAGGAUGCGUGGGUAAUGUUAAUGUACUCUCUCGCUUUAUCUGUUUGAAAAAGGGGAUACACAGUCCCUAUAGGUGUGAGGUAGCAUGUAGGGUGGUACUGUGUACCUGUACACACUGUCGUCAUGUACAUCGAAGUGCAAUAUGCUCAGUGAAUUUACCCGUGUAUGUGUGUACACAUAUAUUAUAAUGCUCCUGCCCUCGUGGACCAGGCCUGUGAGUGUAUUUAUCAAUCAGAGAGUUCAGAGGUUCAUACACACUGACGUCUCUCAGCUGCCUUGUGUGUCUGCUUAACACUGACACCUUCCAAUGCAAUGCAGGUUGCCACUCAUUAGCUAAUGACUUUGAAGAUGCAUUUGAUUUGAUAAGAGUAAAGUUGCCCCCUUGAGAUUUGUUUUGAUGUGAGUGAGUUUGUUUUAAGGUAUAUACCAAAGGUUAGGAUGUGAGCUAGCUGCACAUUAUAUGUAUUAGUGGUGUUUAAGCACAAACGAGCAACGUUCUUGUCCAGCACAGAGGUAACUGUGUCUUUACUGCCAUUGAAUAGUUAGUUUUUGUUUGAGUUGAAGAUAGAGAAAUCUCUCUGAAUCUAGUAUCUUUAAGUGGAGCUCCAGAACACAGACUAAAUUCACAGACUUUUAUUUGGAAUUAAACUAAAGCGCUGACAGCAGACAGAUGAUCUCUAUUUUAUGCCAGUGCCAGGAGAUAUGAAGUAUAAAGAGUGCCCAUAUUAUUUUAUAUUUGCUGUCACUAUAAUCACAUCAUGGGCUUUUUAAAAGAUUGUCAGUAGUGAUAGACAGCUUUGUUUUCUUAAUAACAUAUAUAACACAUAUAAUUACAUCAAACAGUUUGUUGGUUUCUUUUCCAAAUGUGCGAUCAUAGACACUGAUUUAACAGUUAAGGAACACCUGCACAGUCUAAUGUAAUCCAGUACAACAGCUCUGCAGUGAAUACAACCUUUGUGAAGUUUACAGUGGCUCAUUGUUGACACAGUGUGAGAGGUGCUGCUUUAAGUAUAGUACUUUUAAUGAUAUAGUUUUUGACUACAUUAUAUUGACAGGUGUUUCUACUAUUUCUCAUCCUCAUGUGUGUGUCUCCUAUAAUGGACACACACACACACACACACACACACACACACACACACACACACAGAGUCCCGUACACAGUAUACAAAUGUCUUCCAUUUGCUGUCAGUAUAGCUGCUGCAGGAUCUGUCUCUUCAUGGCUUUGCUGCCACUCAUGCCUGUUUUGUUUAAAACGUGGCAAACGCUGGUUCAGAUUUUGACAGGUCAUGGAAUUAAUGCACAAACUUCUAGUUAGGUUGGAUUCAUGACGUAGAUCUGUAUCAGUACUUGUUAAUGAACUAACUGAACUGGAAAUAUGCACACAUCAUUCGGGUUCUCUGUUACAGGCAUAAUUCAAUACCUUUUAGCGUUCUCAGUAUUGAACUUUACCUCAGCACAUAAUGAAAAUGUUGGAAUUUUCACAUAUCGAUGUGUUCUGUGGAGUAGUGUCAAAAAUGUGCACAGUUUUCAUUUGACUGUUUGUGAAACAGUUUAAACAGUAUUGAUGCAGGCUUACGGUCACUGAGGAGUGUCAAUAGUUUCUAUACUUAGACCGUACAUACCGAGGCUGGGGUGGUUGGGCGAGUUGAGCUGAGUGAACAGCUGGAUGCAGAGCCAAAUGGAGCAGAGGGCAGGAAGUGUCUUCUGUACCAGAAUAAACAGGUGUGAGGAUCUCAACUGAAACUCAGCAGUUAGUUUAAGAAAAAAAUCUUGUGUUUUCUAUUUUCAAUAAUCGAUUGGUUAACACUCCACUAAGGCUGCACAAAUGAUUUUGUUGUUGCUUAAUCUUUAAAUAAUUUAAUUUGAAUAAUCACCAGAAAAAUGUCCAGAACGCUCACUAGAGCCCAGAGUAAUGCCUUAACACUGCUUUAGUCCUCUGACCAACAUACGAUAUUAUAUGAUAUUUCACUUUGUGGGAUAUGAACAUGUUUAAAAUCAGAAACUAUCUGAUCAAAUAAUAAGUAAAGAAGAGUAUGCAUUCUUUGUCUGCUUUUGGUAUUUCACAGAUUUCAGCACUCGCUACUUGGGACACUUUUUGGUCAGAACCAAAACAUUAUGAAAUGUGAUACUCAGCUCUAUUCAGUAAUUUACCACAGUCUCAUCCCCUAUUCAUUAAACUUUCAACGCUUCUUUAACCCACCUCUGUCUUAUCAUCUUCCUCUCAUCUGUCUGUUCAUGGAUGUUGUGAUACUUUUCCUCAUUGUCCAGUGAAUCAGGAGAAAUGUAGCGUUCAGGUGACACAGUUGAACCAGACUGAACUCACAUCAGCAAACAGUGGAGAACUUUGAUCCACUUGGGUUCACAGCAAAGCAGUAGAUACAAGUUUAGUCUUUUGAUAAUAUCAAUUAGUUAUCUUUAUCCCUCACCUUAGGUAGCAGGAGGGAAAUCUGUGUAACUAAGCUUAGCUGAAAUCUGCACAUGUUCUGAGCUGACAUUUUAAAAAGUGCUGCUUAGUUGAAAACAUACAGCAACUGAAAGCUGAGUGAAGGACAGUCACUGACUCUUAAGUGCCUCGCAAGGAAUAGUAAAGUUUUUACUAUGACUGAGCUACUUCUACUAACCUUUUUGAAGGUUGCUUCCAUUUUCUAGCCUUGCUUCGGUCUUGAAGUCACAAAAUAUUCAAGGAGCAACAGAUGGUUGGUUUGGAGUUUGGGGGCUUGUUAGACCUCUGUGACUGAAUGUAUUACUUCAGGUGCAGAUUUUGUACAUGAAUUUAGUAAAACUGACAAACUGAUUCUCCUAGCAGAGUCAGUUGCUCCAUUCCAACUCGUUUGAUUUUAGGAAUGUAAGAUGAUGAUUUAGAAGUACAUUUUAUGGUUAUUUGUACAUUGAUUUCAACUGGAAGAACGUAAAGAACAUUGUGAUGUUGUUAUCUCUCUGUUGAUGUACCAGUAGAUCAAAGGAUGAAAUACACUGAUGAUGAAAUACACUAUAGUAGCGACAGUCUAACAAACCUGGUCAAACUCCUAGACAAUCAUUAAAUGCCAAAAGGUUUUAUGUUUUGUAUUUGUUUCAAAAUAAAAGUAUGAUUUUUGUUGAGAACCUGACAGUGACUUAAUAAGAGGGAAUACUGACACACUACAACAACAAACUGGUUUAUUAUUUGCUCUAAUAAAAGCAAAUGGACUUGUUUUAACCCUAUUUGUGGGUAAUCCAGACAAAAAACAGACAUGCAGACAUACAAUGCUACUGUGUUUGCAUGUUACAACAGAUCACCUUGUAUGUUUUUGUUUCAGUGCAGCAGUGAUGCAACGGCUGUUUUGUAAAUCCCAGUGAUUUGUGCCAACUGAAUGUAAACGUACCUAUUAAUGCCACACCCUGUGUCCAGUCUGUUGUGUUGAUGGUGUAUCUGUAGGAAAGUUUUGAAAUAUCAAAUUCUCUAAUAAAACUGGAUGUUGACAACA
Molecule: messenger RNA, 5040 nt
Organism: Lates calcarifer (barramundi perch)
Lineage: Eukaryota; Metazoa; Chordata; Actinopteri; Centropomidae
Product: mitochondrial coenzyme A transporter SLC25A42
Exons: 8
Coding region: 471-1451 (326 amino acids)
Biological process (GO): transmembrane transport
Cellular component (GO): mitochondrial inner membrane
Source: RefSeq, a predicted model, not a curated record